UCAAAACAGUAAGACCGAGGGAACGAAAGCGGCGUAGUUUCGAAAAUGAAAAUCGCAUUAACUAAUUCACCAGUUUAGUUUAUGGGAAUUGUGCAACAAUCUACCUGAAGAUGGCUGAGCUUGUUCUUUACGAUAUCACCCACAGCAAGACCAUUGCUGUGCCGGAAGAUGAUCAACAUUUUGGCCGUCAUCUUUUCUUUGAGUGCGACGAUAAACACGUUUCGCGUCACCACGGUCUUAUCAAAUCUGUUAAGGAGGGAGAGAUAAGAACGGUUUUCAUCAAAGCACUGCAUGAAACCAAUCACUUAUAUUACCGUCGCAACAAGUGCGCCGAACUGUUGGAGCUGGCAAAAGACGAAGGCGUUUCGUUGAAAGAGGGCGACCAGUUCGGGCUUCUAGAAAAGUUCUUCUGGUACGAGGUGAGAGCGAAGGAAGAUGGUAUGAAUGAGGAAAACACGCAACCAGCGGAACCUCUGCAAGCGCAGUCCGGCGAUGAGGUGAACAACAACGAUACAAGGAUGCGAACUUCGACAACCAAACGCAAGCCCGAUGAACUUCCUAAUAGCUCUGAGGAAGCCAGGAGUAGCAAACGGAAUCGAGCAAACAGUGAGGAUCAAUUGCCUUGUUCCUCAACGUCGUCAGAUACAACAGAACCCGUAGCCGCCAACGAUAGUGGCCCACAAAGUAUCAAAACUGAAACAGCUUCGCCUACGUCGACGGUAUCCGUAAAGCCUGAUCCCGAUGCUGCGGGAUCUGUCAAGCCCGAUCCCGAAGCCGCGGGAUCGGUCAAACCUGAUCCUGAUGCCGCGGUUGACUCUAAAGAUGGUAUCUUCCAACUACUUCCUACACUACCGGAUACAUCCACACUGCGGCCAUCGUGUGAAUUUGGUAUACGUUGCUAUCGUGGUGGCAGGGAUCAUCGUGACCAGUUUGCACAUCCGGGUGAUCGUGACUAUCGCAGACCAUACUUUCCUCCGGCUCCGGCAGAUGCACCAUUCUGUCCCUAUGGCGCCAGGUGUUACAGAAGAAACCCGCAGCAUUUUGUCGACUUUCAACACUACGAUUCGAGUACCAACACUCCGGGAACUACACAGAAUCCGACAGCUACUAACCGGCAACGUACUGCUGCAACGUAUUUCGGGGUUGGAGGCAGCCCAUUGUCUGAUGAGGAGGAAGAGGACGAAUCAAUGCUCGAUUUCGGUGGCUCCUCGUCGGACGAUUACAUGCCAGUAUCUGGAGACGAUGGCGACAGUGACGAUUGGGAAUCCAACAGUAACAUCAGCUCGGUUGAGGAGUGAAAUAAAUCGCAGGCGUUUACAAAAGUACAAAAAAAAAGUUUUAUACAGUAAUAAGCAAAUUUUGAUCCAUAUUGGAAAGAAAUUGAAGAGCACAGAACUGGAAAGAAAUUGGUUUGAACUAUAGACUGCUGCCGAGCCUCUGUCUCAAUAUCUCGACCUUAUCGGCCAGCCAGCCCCAUUGCUUGGCGCUCAUUACGGCGCAUUGUUUUUGUAGAACGAACGUCUAUUUGGGCAUCUUCAAGCGCCAGCACCGCGUCGAGUUACGAACCAACAACACCAACGCUGCCCGUUGUUCCGCGUAUUUUUCACCGUCUUCGAUGCCUCUGAUCCGCGACUGAAGGUUGACCGCUCGACGCUGGCAAUUCGCCAGGUAUAGAAUGGUGUGACCUCUAUGAGGCAAGCGUUACAGCAUUCACAUUGAAAAUCGAAUCUCUAUAUCUUUGACUCGUUAAUACGAGCUCAACAAUAAAAACGUUUUCUUUCCGCCUCAUCUACUGCCUCCGCUAUCCUUUGCCUACAACAUAAAAAGAAGAUCAUACCAAUUUUGUAUAUCUUAAUGGUUUUUUACGAGAUGAAGGAAGUUUACAUAAAUGCUAUCAAAUGAUAGUGUUGAUUUUUCAAUUAGCGAUGAUAAUUUCGAUUCGAUAGCGUGAAUUUCGACGCGAAUUGAUGCAUGUGGGGUUUCUUUGAUGUAAUUACUUUAUUCGUUAUGGUUAUGUGAACGGUGAUGCAUUAUUGAAACAUUGUAAAUGACUACAAUUACAACAAGUUUAUAUUUCAAAUUAAACAUAUGCAAUAAAAUGAUUA
Messenger RNA from Anopheles cruzii, 2105 nucleotides. RefSeq names its product aprataxin and PNK-like factor. The transcript is spliced from 4 exons. Gene Ontology annotation, molecular function: protein binding; DNA-(apurinic or apyrimidinic site) endonuclease activity; 3'-5' exonuclease activity. Gene Ontology annotation, biological process: double-strand break repair. Bases 111 to 1298 code for a protein of 395 amino acids. The record is from RefSeq and is a predicted model, not a curated record. NCBI's taxonomy places the organism in Eukaryota, Metazoa, Arthropoda, Insecta, Diptera, Culicidae. Gene Ontology annotation, cellular component: site of double-strand break; nucleus.